This is a messenger RNA of Onthophagus taurus, 4960 nucleotides long. It is a transcript of the gene peb, whose product is annotated as zinc finger protein pebbled. Lineage: Eukaryota; Metazoa; Arthropoda; Insecta; Coleoptera; Scarabaeidae. Gene Ontology annotation, cellular component: nucleus. The record is from RefSeq and is a predicted model, not a curated record. Gene Ontology annotation, molecular function: DNA-binding transcription activator activity, RNA polymerase II-specific; RNA polymerase II cis-regulatory region sequence-specific DNA binding. Gene Ontology annotation, biological process: regulation of transcription by RNA polymerase II.
CUUUCGAACGUUACGCUCAUGGCACGAGUUGAUUUUCUGUUCUUAAGUUGGUUUUAAAGAAAUUUUAAUUUGAAGUAUUUUUUUGUUUUAAUACAAACAGAAAAAAGGACGUGAUUUAUUUUUUUUUAAGUUUUUGUGCGAAUUUUAAUUGUGACAAUUUCUUCCCCAUCACCUUUUUUUUUUGGUGCGUGAUCAAAAAGAAAAUUGACUUAAGUGAAUUGCAAAAAAAAAUCAGUUGAGAAGAUAUUUUGAAGUUUUUGUUGUGGUUUGUAAUGGAUUUGAGAUAUCUCCAUCAACAAUUACGGCGCUGAAAGCGAAAUGCAAGGCAACGUUUGUAUGCCUCAAGAUCUGGAAACUGGGUCGUCGCCGCCACCACAGAACAAUUCAGAUAUCAAUGAGAGCGGAAUGGACUUAAGCAUGAACGAACCAAAGAUAAAAGCAGCCAAAGAGCUGAUACAAAAUCACCAAAGCAUUAUCAACGACUCCGGAUUUAUAUCCUCGAGCAACACAACCCAUCAUACAGAUAAUAACCAAAGCGAUUCGGAUAAUCGAAGCGAUUGUAGCAGUUCGCCAGAAAAAACUUAUUGUUGCCCGAUUUGUAACAACAUGUUAACCGGCCAACACGAAUUUACCCUCCAUAUAAGAUGUCAUAACGAAUCAGCAACAACCAACGAGAAAGGAGCUGGGUAUAUUUGUCGAAUUUGCGGCAAAGUUUUGUGUUCAAGUUCAAGUUUAGAUCGACACGUUUUAAUACAUAGCGGGGAACGACCAUUUUCAUGCAACAUUUGUGGCGAUACAUUUACUACAAAUGGAAAUAUGCAUCGGCAUAUGAGAACACAUUCGAUUAAAAACGAUUAUGAAUCGGAUAGUGGUGGAAGUAGUGAUGGAAGAAGCGAUACAAGAAGUGAAACAAGAAGUGAGACAAGAAGUGAGACGAGAAGUGAGACAAGGAGUGAAACUAGGAGUGAGGCAAGGAGUGAAACGAGAAGUGAGGCAAGAAAUUCUUGUAUUAAAGAGUUUAAUAAUAAUCAAAUUGAAAAAGGUUUUAAACGAAAGCUCGAAGAUAUGGAUGAAUUUAAAAAUGCAAGAAUCAAAAUUGAGUUAGAUGAUGAGCAAUUUAAAUGUCCUGUUUGUGAAAGAGAAGAUUUUAAUUCGAUUGAAAAUUUAAAGAUACAUUUAAUAGAUAACCAUCCAGAUCAUCCUGCUGAAUGUGAUUUAUGCAAAGCGAAUUUCCCCAAUAUAAAAGCGUUAAACUUACAUCGAAACACAGUUCACGCCGAUCAAAACGGAAAAAAAUCCUCAAUUAUAGGAUUUAGGGAUUUAACAGAUACCGAUUUUUCGAGCGAAAAGUUUCCUCACAUUGCUAAAUAUCGUUGUGAAGAGUUCCUGCAUAAAUCGUCAUCGAGCGAUGUUAAAUAUCAAUGUCAAAAAUGUCCGAGGGCUUUCCCAUGCGCAACUUCGUUACAGUUACAUGAAAAAGAUUGCGCUGCGACCGGAAUUAAUUUUCCCAUUCCAAAAAUGGAUCCUUCCUUAGUCAGAAAAACCGAAUUUUUUAAUACGCUAGACCUCCAAGAUAACUCCCCAGAAAAAAUCCAUAAAAAAAUCCUUGAUAACGUCAAAUUUGAUAACACCAAAGACCUUGCUGAUAUUCAAAGCAUCAUUUCAAUGACAGCUAAUGGAAGCUUUCUGCAACACUUAACAAAAACCGAUUCGCUCCCCCAAGAUAACCUGCAAUCAGAAAAAACUGAAGAAGAAGAAGCCCAAGAUUUAUUCGCGAUCGAAUUCAGAAAGAUGAAAUUGCGCGGGGAGUUCCCCUGCAGGUUAUGCACCGCGGUUUUUCCGAAUUUGCGAGCUUUAAAGGGCCAUAAUCGAACCCAUUUAAACGGAAAUAACAACGGAACUUAUCAUUGCAAUAUGUGCCCUUACUCCUCACCCGAUAAAGCAGCUUUAAUCCGACACAUGAGGACUCACAACGGAGAUAGACCAUACGAAUGCUCUUUAUGCAAAUACGCCUUCACCACCAAAGCUAAUUGCGAGCGGCAUUUGCGAAAUCGCCACGCUAAAUCAACAAGGGAAGAAGUUAAAAAUGCAAUAAUUUAUCACCCCUCCGAAGACCCAACAAACGACGAAUUAAAUAAAUUGGCGAAAGACGACAAAAAAUUAAACGUUUACGGAGAUGAAAUCGAAAAGAGUUCGCCUAAAACACCAUUGAAUGAGCCAUAUCCAAGAAGGGAGAUGAAUCAAUUUCCGUGGGGGAACCAAAACGUUCCAAAAACCCCUCCUAAACCAUCUUAUAGCAUCCAAGAAAUCAUAAAAAAUUUAAGCGAAAAUAAAUCUCCGAUGAUUCCGUUAAAUUAUUCAACACCCCCAUUGAUAACUCCCCCUAACUCAAUGCAUACAUCAACCCCGCAAAAACCAAAGAUCCAUGUAAAAAAUUUAGAGGCCCUCCAACACAUCGAUUAUGAAUCCGACGACCAUAUCGACAAACCAAUCGAUUUAAGCACAAAAAAAUCAAUCUCAAUGGAAAGCAUCAACAACGACGACGAUAAAUCAGAAGAUGAUGACUCGGAUCAUCGCGAAACCCCGGAAGAUUUAACCAAUAAAACCCCCCCAAUGAUGCGCUUCAACAACAUGUUCCCCCAAUUGCUUCAAAAUAGCCCCAACCCCAACCUAUACACCCAAUUAGCUUUGAUGAACAUCUCAAACAUCCCCCCAUGGGGGGCAUUUUCCCCAUUAUUCCUCCAAGCGAUUCAAAACCCUUUAUUACAACAAGAACAAGAAAGACUCAAAAGGCAAUUAAGCGGGGGUUCCGUCGUUAACAUGACAAACAAAGAAGUAUUCCCAAUCCCCCAAUACCCCCAUCAAUACUCCCAUCAACCCCCACUAAUAAAACCACCAAUCGAAGACAUCAAACCUUUAUCAAUCACAGUAGAUCCAAACUUCACCGAAAACAUCAGCAAAAUUCAAAGCCCCCAACAACCAAAACAAUCCGAAAUCACCCACUCACCAAAUUCCGUUAAAAUGGUCAUCAAAAACGGGGUGUUAAUGCCAAAACAAAAACAAAGAAGAUACCGAACCGAACGUCCUUUCGCUUGCGAACACUGCUCUGCGAGAUUUACGCUACGUUCGAAUAUGGAGAGACACAUCAAACAACAACAUCCUCAAUAUUGGUCGCAACGACAACGUUCGAAUUCGAAUCCCGGACGAAAACCCAACGGGAAUCAACCGAUUUCGAUUCCUAAUUACGAACCGCAAAGGAUUAAUCCGAAUCAAAACGAUGAUUUAAAAGAUAACAAUCAAAUUUCUUAUAAAUUAAAACACGCCAUUUUGGCGCAACAUCUACGUGGUACUCAUAAUAGUCAAGAAUAUAAAGCGGCGAAUUUGUUGAAUCCGAUUCCGAUUCAACCGAAACGCGAAGAGGAUGAUGAGUGCGCGUUGAUUAUUGAUGAACCGGUUGAUGAUCGUAUGGAUACUGAAGAAGAUGAAUGCGUUGAAAUGGAACGAAAACAACGGUUGUGCUUGGAGGAGAAAUUGAGGGAAUUUCAACAACCGAAAUUCGAUGUGUUGUUGAAUCAGAAAAGGAAUGAGGAUGGACAGGAUUUAGUUCCGGUUUCGAGGUUGUUGGAUAAUGCUUCUCAACAACCUUUUAAAGAUUAUUUUAAAAGUGAACGGGAGGAACACGAUGGUGAUAUUGUUAGUGAGGAGGAUGAAGAGGGUUUAGUUGCUAGUGGAAGUACAAGUGAAGCUAAUUCUGGAACGGAUGAGAAUAAAUCUGAAUCCGAAAAUCCAACUCAAGGCCCGGUAAAAAAGAAAUCAGCAUACUCUUUGGCCCCAAAUAGAGUAAGUUGUCCGUAUUGCAAUCGAAAAUUUCCAUGGACAUCUUCGUUGCGUCGUCAUAUUUUGACUCACACCGGUCAAAAACCGUUCAAAUGCAGUCACUGUCCCUUAUUGUUCACAACAAAAUCGAAUUGUGACCGCCAUUUAUUAAGAAAGCAUGGAAAUUCCGCAACAACCAUCGUUAACGACGUCACCAAUAAUAAUUCCAACAAUAAUUUUCUUGUUAGAAACGUACCAGAGCGUCCGUACAAGUGCAAUAAUUGCCCGAGUAGCACAUUUUCGACAGCUUCAAAUUUAAAAAAACACAUUCACGGCAAACAUCAAUCGAAUGAAGAUAAAAUAAGCCACGGUUAUGAUGCUGGAAGUAGCGAGGAUGAGAAGCAACAUCAUGAAUGGGACCAUCAAAAUUUAAAUGUUAAAAGUACCGAUGUAAUAGCGUCAUCUUCUGAUUUACCAUUUAAGUGCCAUUUGUGUGAUGGAUCUUUUUCGGAACGAAACGAUUGUUUAGAUCACAUAAGAGAUAAACAUCCGUCCGAAUUUGAUUUGUUACUAUCGAAAAAUGCUCUUGAUAACAACGCAUCUUCACCUCAAGAAGAGAACUCUCCGAACCAUCAUAAUCAAAACAACAACGACGAAGACGACCAAGAAAAUCGCGGUAAAUUUCCAGAUUAUUCAAAUCGGAAAGUAAUAUGCGCAUUUUGUAUGCGACGUUUUUGGUCCGCCGAAGAUUUAAGAAGACACAUGAGAACACACACCGGUGAACGACCAUUCAGUUGCGACAUAUGCCGUAGGAGAUUUACAUUAAAACACAGCAUGUUACGUCAUCGUAAAAAACAUAGUGCUUCGAGUGAAAAUGACACGAAUAUUAAUAGCGAUGAGGAUGUUAAUCCAAGUUUAGAAGUUAAAAUGAAAAAUUUAAUGAAAACGAAUCUAACUGAGGAUUCCGAUGGAAACGAAAGCGGCGAUUUGAUUAGUAAUUUACUUGGUAUUCAAGGAUCAAUUGUUGAUCAAGUUUUGACAGCUACAGCCGAUGACGCUGCUAAACUUUUGGGGGUUAAAAAUCAAGAAAAAUAAGUUUUAAAAUAAAGAAAGAAUCUAGUCAAAAUAGAAAAAAGUUCACUCA